Molecule: messenger RNA, 3282 nt
Organism: Belonocnema kinseyi
Lineage: Eukaryota; Metazoa; Arthropoda; Insecta; Hymenoptera; Cynipidae
Exons: 12
Coding region: 308-2473 (721 amino acids)
Biological process (GO): spermatogenesis
Molecular function (GO): RNA binding
Source: RefSeq, a predicted model, not a curated record
UGAUUGAGUUUGUUUGCUAGUGGGCGAUUUUAACGAUUUUAACAUAUCGAUUUUUUUCGAUUAAUUAAUAAUUUAAUGUCUAUUUUCGGAACUUUCUUUUUUAACGCGGUACCGUGGAUUAUAUUUUAAUUGGAGAGGUGCUCUAAAAAGGUAACGGAUGGGACACGUACGACCAGGAAGCUAGUUUGGAGGCUUUACAGAUAAUAUAUCUUCAAUUUGAACUAAGAAUUGAAAGGAGUAUGAUUUAAAUAACUUGUCAAAGUUUUAAAUCAAUGGAAAACUAAAUUUUAUUGCCAAAAACUCAGACAUGGCAUUCCUUCCUGCUGGUUUAGCAAAUCGAUCCCAGAACGAACGGCCACUGGGAACAAAUAGACACUCAAAUGGAUUCAGUGAAAAAACUGAAUACAAACUCUACGUGUCGAACUUGCCACCCGAACUAAAUGAGGAUGGCAUUCGGCAAAUUUUUAAUUUAUGCGGUGAAGUUACUGGUGUCUUAUCCCCUCGCCAUGCUGGUUGGGCGUAUGUGACAUAUAGAAAUCACCGAGAAGCAGUACUUGCUAUUGGAAAAUUGGAUGACAAAAGUCCUUUACAUUUAAAAGUCGAGUUCUCAAAAGAAAGACAGACAAAAAAUGUUGAGGACUGGAAGAGACGCAAUGUGUUGGAUUCCUCACUUCCAAUCGAAACUACCAAGGCACCUGACUUUAGAGACUCGGGUGGCAUCAAUCAGCUCAACAACGUACCGCAUCGAAAAUUGGAGAUUCCUUUGCCGGAAAGAUUGCGCUCUCGGCACAUGGUUCCUCCAUUUGAUGAACAGGAUGAGAUACUUUAUCCAACAGAACGAGAUCCCCGGACAUUAAACCCAUUUGAAAAUCCGGUACCAUGUCCAGAAACAAACUUACUGUGGACUAGGGGAAAACUUCAAGUUACUGAUGACGGUAGGCGCCACGUUUGCAUGGGUCGCGGAUACACCAUUUACAAGAUCCCGGAACCUUAUCACCCUCGAAUAGAAGAUAGUAUUUCUGCUGUGUAUGAGAGACGUUCAAACGGACUCUACGAGUUUGGAGUUGAUCAACUUAAAAAUGAGGUUGGCAGAUGCGAGUUAUGCGGAACUAUAACUAAAAUGCGUUGCGGCAAAUGCAGCAUUUUCUAUUGCUCUCGGGUUUGCCAAAAAACCGAUUGGGAGAAACACAAGACUGACUGUCAAACGUUAAUGCCCCUGACCGGAGUUCCGAAUCCUAUCUCGCCAACAAUGAACGUCAAGGAUCAGCUGCCAAGAUCUAGCAAUCCUGUGAAGCCUGAAUUAAAAGAAAGAGUGAAUAUCGUGAAUAAAAUGAAGAAAGAGGCUUUCAGUCUAAAACAGCAGGAAGAUAAAGGAAGAGACUCUCCUCUCACAACUCAAAACUCUCGUGCACUGAAUAAUGUUAGUCAACGAAGCAUAAUUAGCAGUCGGACGAACGAUGUCAGAAGACUAGAAUCGUCGAAUGUAGAAUCGUUGAGACAAUCGAAAAAUAAUGUGCCCGACAUUUCGAAACUUCAGCUUAGUUCUCCAGCUAAACAGAUCCCCGAAUUUGAUGUGAACAACGUGAGCCAAGAUAUUCCUCAGAAACAAGAAAAGCCCACUGAAGCAUCACAACAGAACAAAAGCACUGGAUUUCCGAAAUCUUCAAUCGACUAUAGGAAAGUGGAGGAGGAGCUUGCGUUUCAGAAAAAAUCCUUUUUAUCCAAAGAAAAGCUUCCAGCCAGCCGAGAGCAGCCUUUGAAAAUUGUUCCUGAAAAUGUACUUUCUGUAGAUGGUGUUGAGCUGGAAACCGCAAGUGAAAGUGUAAACGGAAACGUCCUGCAACGACUCAUGCCAAUUUCUAAACAGACUCCUGCGGAAGAAGAGAAGACAUGCUUCACAAUGGAAGACUUAGAAACUGCAACUUUGGGAAAAGUAGGAGACACAGUUGAAGCAGUUAUCCUACACACAGAGAACGUGGGCUUCACUUACUUUAUGUGUCCAAUGGACUUUGAAAUGGCCCGUUAUGUCGAAAAUAUUCUGCCUGUUCAAAUUGAAGAAUACGUUGCUAAAACACCGGAACAUUACAUUCCGAGGGAUUUGGAGCUGUGCUUUGCGCCUUAUGAAGGUUCGUGGUAUAGGGGUGUUUGCCUGAAGAGAAACGCCACACCAACAUCGAGCACCAUAUUUUUCGUCGAUUACGGUAACAUCAGUCAGGUUGAGCAUAAAGACUUAAGGCUCAUGACGAAAGACUUCAUGACGCCUCCAGCCCUCGCAUGCCUUUGCGAUGUGCAAAACUUACUCCCAAAAAAAUAUGAGAAGGAUAUACCUAAAAAAGUAGAAGAGCAACUUUUAAAACUACUGGCACCAAGUUUGGUGGUAAAAGUUAAAAUAAUUAGCGAAGAUUUAGAAAACAACUACACAAUAGAACUUCCUGACAUUCGGAAUACUCUUUUAAAAGAGCAACUGAUUUAAGUCCAUCAAAACUACAGCGAGAAGGAAGAUAUCUCUUUAUUUUUUGUACCACUAGAAAGUAAGACUUUUCGAUAAUUAAUGUUUAAUUUAUGGAAUGAUUUUGCUUUUAUUAUAAGGUACAUUUUUUUGACGCGAUACUAUAAAAUAUUCUUCAGUUUAUACUAUUCUUUUUUAAAGAUUGACGUUCAGUCGAUAUUAAGAAAUACUUUAUAUACGUAUGUUAUACAAUAAUGGCUAUCCGGAAAGUUAUAAUAUUUUUCAUCCUCAAAUUUUACCCAAAUAUUAAUGCUUGCCUCAGUGAGGCAAGCUAUUUUUUAAAGUUAUAUUUUUACUUAGUAAUAAUAAAAAGAAAUUUAAAAUAAUAAACCAUCAGCAAGAAUUUUUUGAUAAUGUGGAAAAACAUGUAUAUUUUGAAGCAAUGAAGGACGAAAAGUAGAUUUUGUUUUUGAUCAAUUAAAUUGUGUUCUUUGAGUUAUACAUUUUCCAUGUAAAGUAAUUACAAGAAAAGCUAAAGAAAAAUAUAUAUUGUCAAACUUUUUAAAUUAAAAAUGUUUUUUGAAGUAAACAAACCAUAUUUUAUCACGAUAUAUUUUUAAUAAAAUUAGAAAGUAUCGCAUAGGGCCGAUGGAAAUAAAAUCAUUCAUAUAAAAGUAAUUUUAUAAAGUAGAAUCUAGUAUUAUUUAAGCAAGUUAUAUGUUAUUAUAUCAUUGUUUAAUAAAUGAUAGUUCUGUUAGUGGCCUUUACACAGAGAGAGAAAUUGGCCUCCUAACCUCCCGAGGCUAGUGGCGCUAGUUGCUUAUGGCGCUUGG